Messenger RNA from Ceraceosorus guamensis, 1665 nucleotides. Its product is annotated as aminotransferase. The coding region runs from base 121 to 1614 and encodes 497 amino acids. Lineage: Eukaryota; Fungi; Basidiomycota; Exobasidiomycetes; Ceraceosorales; Ceraceosoraceae. Gene Ontology annotation, molecular function: pyridoxal phosphate binding. The transcript has 11 exons. Gene Ontology annotation, biological process: biosynthetic process. The record is from RefSeq and is a predicted model, not a curated record.
CGAGGUUGCUCGUUCACCUGUCACCACGUCGCACGCAGUCUGGAGCACGAGAGCUCUUUCUCUCCAUCAUCGCAUCUAGCCUCGUCGCUCUCAUCCCAUCAUUCGACCGCAGCCUUUGCCAUGUCCGAAGCUCCUAAGCAUGGCGUGCAGCGCUUGCAUUCUUUCAAGGAUGUCGCGCAAGCAGUCCUAGAGAACAUCAGACAUGAGUCGCAGUCGGAAGCACAUCGCCUCUUCCGUGAGCAGCCAGGUCAUCAAGACUUGACGAGCAAGCAACCAGCCAAGCACAUCGUUCCAGGCAUAGAGCAGCCAGGAUCUGUCGGUGUGGUGUACGUGACAGAGCGCGCUGCUGCCAAUGGCUUCAAAGCCGGGGCCAAAGACUGGGCCAACUUUGGACAAGGUGCUCCCGAGACGACAGACCUAGAGGGAGGCUGUCCAAGACCUACAGUCCUCGAUCUCUCGGCUUUCGGUGACGACAUUCACGAGUACGGACCUACCACUGGUAUCACGGAGCUACGACAAAAGGUGGCAGAUUAUUACAACCACACUUUCCGUCAGAACAAGCCGAAGAAGAUCGAAGCUGCCAACAUUGCCAUCGUGCCGGGAGGCAGAGCUGGCUUGGCACGGAUCAUGAGCGUACUGGGACCGGUGCUGCUUGGCUAUAGUCACCUAGACUAUGCAGCGUAUGAACCUCUGCUUGGCAUGAGUCAGGUUCAGGGUGUUCCCAUGCAGCUAGAAGAGUCGAAGCGCUUCAAGGUAACCGCUGCCGACCUCGAAGCAGAGGUCAAAGCACGAGGUCUGACUACCCUUCUGCUCUCCAAUCCUCGCAACCCCACCGGUCAAAUUAUUGAAGGCCAAGAAUUGAAAGACGUGGUUGACAUGUCCAGCAGGCUCGAUGUCACAACCAUCAUGGACGAAUUCUACAGCCACUAUCUUCUUGAAGGGGAACUUGGGCGCUCUGUGAGCGCCAUGGAGUACAUUGAUGACAUAGAGGAGAGCAAUGUUGUCCUCGUCGAUGGACUGACCAAGAACGCGCGCUUACCAGGCUGGCGUGUAUGCUGGGUCUCGGGUCCGCGCGACCUUAUUUCUGCCAUUGGCGCCGUGGGAUCAUAUUUAGAUGGUGGGGCCUCCCAUCCCAUGCAGGUCUUCGCCCUGCCGAUGCUGGAUCUCGAUCGCAUUGCGCAAGACCGACUCGCCUUGCAGAAGCACUUCCGCAUGAAGAGGGACCAUGUGCUCAAACGCCUCGCAAAGAUGGGACUGCCCGUCAAUGUGCCGCCUGUCGCGACAUUCUACAUCUGGCUCGACCUCAAGCCGUUGCCGCCUCCGCUCAAUAGCGGCCUCGUUUUUGCUGAAGAGCUGCUCAAGGAGAAAGCGAUUGUGACGCCCGGCAUCUUCUUCGACAUCAACCCGGGACACAGGCGCAAUAUUGUGGACUCACCUUGCGAAAGCUACAUCAGAAUCUCUUUCGGGCCCAAGCUCGAAGAGCUGGAUAGAGGUCUCGAUGCCUUCGAGCGAGUGCUCGCCAAGGCCGCUAAAGGGGACGCGAGCCUCGGCACCAACUACGCAAAGGCUGACCCGAGCAAGAAGCAUGAGGUCACGCCGCAAGCGCACGCUUAGAAUGACCGGCACUAUCGACUUUUUGCCCAAGUUCGAGCACCCCCCCCCCCC